Molecule: messenger RNA, 6601 nt
Organism: Fukomys damarensis (Damara mole-rat)
Lineage: Eukaryota; Metazoa; Chordata; Mammalia; Rodentia; Bathyergidae
Gene: Myo16
Product: myosin XVI
Exons: 36
Coding region: 451-5655 (1734 amino acids)
Biological process (GO): phosphatidylinositol 3-kinase/protein kinase B signal transduction; negative regulation of G1/S transition of mitotic cell cycle; neuron projection morphogenesis
Cellular component (GO): perinuclear region of cytoplasm; myosin complex; nucleoplasm
Molecular function (GO): ATP binding; cytoskeletal motor activity; protein phosphatase binding
Source: RefSeq, a predicted model, not a curated record
CGAUUCAAUUUGGGAUCCCUGCUGGCCGCCUGCCUCCUGCCUACUCACAGGUCUCCUUUGCUGCAUGUGGAAGCUACUGAAAAGCCAUUAGCAGGCAGGACCCACAGCGGAACCGCACUGCAGCAUACCUCGGUGCGCGGGCGGGCGGGCAGCGGAGCUGAGCCUGAGCUCCGCUGCCUCUUCCAGGGACCUCCAGACGGACUAGGAGAGCCUGUCAAUCAAGGGCGCUCCCCUAGCAGUGCCGCGCUGCUGCGGGAACCCAGAGAGGCUGGGGCGAACUCCAGCUGCGGCGUGCGGAUGAGUCUGAAGCGGUUUGCCUCUGUUCAGUAAUGCAUCCCGAGGUAAAGUGUUACCUGAGCCGAGACUCUGAAUAAUGCAGCUCCCGGGGGAGACCGGUGGAGCACAAGAGCAUGCUGGAACUCACAGCGGGGCUCCUGCCUGAGAGGGGACAUGUCUCACUAUCAUUUUAUCAAGUGCUGUUGCUUCCAGCUAUGCAACGUGUUUCGGUCCCACGAGAUGGAAAUUGACCAGUGCUUGCUGGAGUCGCUUCCCCUGGGCCAGCGGCAGCGUCUGGUAAAGCGCAUGCGCUGUGAGCAAAUCAAAGCCUACUACGACCGCGAGAGGGCUCUGCAGAAGCAGGAGGGUUUCCUAAAGAGGCUUAAACAUGGCAAGAGCCAGAAAGUCCGCUUCUGCCUGGCGGACAUGAUUCAGGAUGCCAUCGUCCACCACGACGACAAGGAAGUGCUCCGGCUCCUGCAGGAGGGUGCAGAUCCACACACUCUCGUGUCCUCCGGAGGGUCCUUGCUCCAUCUGUGUGCUCGAUAUGACAACGCCUUCAUUGCAGAGAUCCUGAUCGACAGAGGGGUCAAUGUCAACCACCAGGACGAAGAUUUCUGGACCCCAAUGCACAUCGCCUGUGCGUGUGAUAACCCCGAUAUUGUGCUGCUGCUGGUGUUGGCUGGAGCCAAUGUCCUCCUCCAGGACGUGAAUGGAAACAUCCCGUUAGAUUAUGCUGUGGAAGGGACUGAAUCCAGCUCUAUCCUGUUGACCUAUCUGGAUGAAAAUGGAGUGGACCCGACCUCACUGCGGCAGUUGAAGCUUCAGAGACCCAUGAGUAUGUUAGCCGAUGUCAAGCGCUUCCUGUCAUCGGGAGGAAAUGUUAACGAGAAAAAUGAGGAAGGGGUCACUCUGCUGCACAUGGCCUGUGCUAGUGGCUACAAGGAGGUGGUGUCGCUCAUCCUGGAGCACGGUGGGAACCUCGAUGUCACGGACGACCAGUACUGGACGCCUCUGCACUUGGCAGCCAAGUACGGCCAGACAAACCUGGUGAAGCUCCUUUUGAUCCAUCAGGCAAACCCAAAGCUCGUGAACCGAAAUGAAGAGAAGCCAUCAGAUGUCGCUGCCUCAGAGUUCAUCGAGGAGAUGCUGCUGAAGGCCGAGGUGGCGUGGGAAGAGAGGAUGAGGGAGCCAGUGUCUGCUCCCUCCUUGGCCCAAGAGAAGCCAUAUGAAGAGAUCCUGCACGAGCUGCCCACGCUUCCCAGCAAGCUCCCCCUGGUGCUACCCAUAGCCAAGCAAGACAGCUUGUUGGAAAAGGACACCAUGUUCAAAGAUGUGACCAAAGGGCAGUGCAGGCAGCAGUCCCCGGACACCACCCCUGAGCGUGCCACGGCGAACGGCUGCAGCAAACCCGAGCAGGUCAAGCUCAUGCCACCUGCUCCCAAUGAUGACCUGGCCACACUGAGUGAGCUCAACGACAGCAGCCUGCUCUACGAAAUUCAGAAGCGCUUUGGGAACAACCAGAUCUACACUUUCAUCGGGGACAUCCUCCUGCUGGUCAACCCAUUCAAGGAACUCCCAAUUUAUUCUCCCAUGGUGUCGCAGCUGUACCUGAGCCACACGGGGACCCCCUGCCCCUCGCUGCCCCCCCACCUGUUCUGCUGUGCCGAGCGUGCAGUGCACCAGCUGUUCCGGGACCGGAGGCUGCAGUGCUUUGUGCUCAGUGGGGAGAGAGGAUCAGGGAAGUCAGAGGCCAGCAAGCAGAUCGCGAGACACCUGAGCCUCCGAGCCAUCUCUGGCGGGGCCCUGCUGGACUCCAGGCUCAGACACGUCAUGUGCAUCUUAGAAGCCUUUGGACAUGCCAGGACACCACUCAACGACCUGUCCAGUUGCUUCAUAAAGUAUUUGGAAGUACAGUUUAGUGAGACCAAGAAGCAAGCGACUGGAGCUAGAAUCCACACCUAUAUGCUGGAGAAGUCCAGGCUCGUGUCCCAGCCUCCUGGCCAGAGCAAUUUUCUGAUUUUCUACUUGUUGCUGGACGGGCUUUCUGCUGAAGAAAGGCAUGGACUGCGCCUCCACAAUGGGUGUGCACACAGGUAUUUGAACCAGGCCAUGGGGGGAGACACAGCGGCCGGUGACCAUGUGCUGAACAGGGAGAGAUUUGCGGCUUUGAAACAAGCUCUGAAUGUAAUUGGCUUCAGCAACUUGGAGGUGGAGAACCUGUUCGUGCUCCUGGCCGCCGUCCUGCACCUGGGGGACCUGCAGUUCACUUCCCUCACCGACCCUGCAGGCUCUGCCUUUGUCUCCGACCUCCAGCUGCUGGAGCAAGUGGCUGGGAUGCUGCAGGUGUCGGCAGAGGAGCUGGCGUCCGCCCUGACGACCGAUGUUCAGUAUCUCAAAGGAGACUUAAUAGCGCGACGACAUACCGUACGAAUGGCUGAGUUUUACCGCGACCUGUUGGCCAAGUCCCUGUACAGCCGUCUGUUUGGCUUUCUGGUGAACGCUGUGAACUGCUGCCUGCACAGUCAGGAGGAGGAUGCCAGUGCCCACACAUUGGACAUUGGAAUACUGGACAUCUUUGGUUUUGAAGAAUUUCAGAAGAAUGAAUUUGAACAACUCUGUGUCAACAUGACCAACGAGAUGGUGCACCAGUAUAUCAAUGAAGUACUUUUCCUACAAGAGCAGACAGAGUGUGUACAAGAGGGGGUUACCAUGGAAAUGGCAUAUUCUCCUGGUAACCAGGCUGCAGUUUUGGAUUUCUUUUUCCAGAAGCCAUCCGGAUUUCUCUCUUUGUUGGACGAAGAAAGUCAAGCGAUCUUGUCGGUAGCGGAACCGAACCUUCCCAAGAAGCUCCAGAGCCUGCUGGAGUCCUCGCACACGAACACGGUGUACCCGGUCCUGACAGACGGCAACGGGAACCUGGCGCUGCGGGGCGCGGGCGCGGCCUUCACUGUGCUGCACUACGCUGGCCGGGUAAUGUAUGAAAUUGCUGGAGCAAUUGAAAAAAAUAAAGACUCCCUUUCACAGAAUCUUCUAUUUGUAAUGAAAACUAGUGACAACGUCGUGGUCAAUCAUUUGUUCCAGUCUAAACUGUCACAGACGGGAUCUCUGAUCUCUUCCUCUCCUUCCUGUAAAUUUCGAGGACAUAAAUCGGCCUUGCUCAGCAAGAAAGCAGCAGCUUUGCCAGUCACCCGGGAAAACAAGAAUUACACAGAGCUGAGUAAGAUCUUGAAAAAGAAAGGAACUUCUAGCUUUCUUCAAAGACUGGAUCGAGGCUGUCCGGGGACCACCGCAACUCAGCUCAGGAGGUCCCUGGCAGAGCUCACCUGCAGGCUGCGGCGGGGCGCGCCCCACUUCGUGCACUGCAUCAAGCCCAACAGCGCGCAGCUGCCCGACGCCUUCGACCACGUCUAUGUAUCCGCGCAGCUGCAGUACCUGGGCGUGCUGGAGCUGGUGAAGGUCUUCCGCCACGGGUUCCCGGUGCGCCUCUCCUUCUGCGACUUCCUUGCCAGAUACAAGCCGUUGGCCGAGACGCUGCCAGGCGAGAAGAAGGAGCCGUCCGCAGAGGAGAGAUGCCGCCUGGUUCUCCAGCAGUGCAGGCUCCAGGGCUGGCAGAUUGGCGUCCACAAGGUGUUUCUGAGACACUGGCAGGCAGACCAGCUCAGCGAUCUCUGCCUGCAGCUGCAGAAGAAGAUCGUAACCUGCCAGAAAGUCAUAAGAGGGUUUCUAGCGCGCCAGCACUUGCUCCAGAAAAUGAGUGCCACGCAGCAGGAGAUGUCUCGCAUCAGGAGCUUCCUGCAGAACACCGAGGACCUUGCGCUACAGACCUACGAUGCCCUGGUCACCCAGAACGCAUCCGACAUUGCCCGGGAGAACAACCGGCUCCGGAUGGAAGUGAGCACUUCGCACAGGGACAGGGGAGAGGCCAAGGGCCGCCCCGAGGAAGGAGCCAAAAGAGCCGAGGACCAGGCCGGGCCCUGGCUCGCACCCACCAGCUCCGUCCCGGUACCCGACCCCGUGGCAGCGGACAGUGUGGCCCAUGCCUUCGUGGGACCGUCCAUCCGCCCUCCCUCCCUGCACGCUGCCCUCGGCGUGGACGACAGUGGCGGCCUCCCGUCGCCUCGGAAACAGCCUCCGCCCAAGCCCAAGAGGGACCCCAGCACGCGGCUGAGCGCCUCCUACGAGGCCGUGAGCGCCUGCCUGUGCGCGGCCAAGGACGUGGCCGGCGAUGCUCUGACCCGGCCCAGGCCCCACAGCGAUGACUACAGCACCAUGAAGAAGAUCCCCCCACGAAAGCCAAAGAGAAGCCCCAACACCAAGCUCAGUGGCUCCUAUGAGGAGAUCUGGGGCCCGAGGCCCCCAGGUGUGCCUGGCCAGGCAGGUGCGUGUCAUGCCCCAGGGAUCUCGAGUGCACCAUGGACCUCACCUCAGUGCACUAUACAGCUGCCACUGCACCUGUCCUUGCCCCCAGGGGACAAUUUCGACGACGAUGACACUGAGCCAGUGUACAUCGAGAUGGUAGGGAACUCUGCCAGGCCUGGAGGCCCCGAGGCUGACAGCCCCGAGCAGGGGGAGUCCGUGUAUGAGGAGAUGAAAUACUUCUUGCCAGAGGAGGGCUCCUGGCACUCAGGCCUGCGGGACUCCUGCGACAUCCCCGCGCCCUUCCCCAACCUGCUGCCGCACCGGCCGCCAAUGCUAGUCUUCCCACCCGCGCCAGCCACCAGCUCGCCUGCCUCAGAUGAGUCCCCGCUGACGCCAUUAGAGGUGACGCGGCUGCCGAUGCUGGAGCCCAGCCGCAAGUACCCAGUGCAGGCCCCCCUGGACGAGCUCAGCAGCAUCUUCAGCUCCGGCCGCCCUGUGCUGCGCAGGUCAGCGGCGGGGCGCAGGAUCCGUGAGGACGGAGGUUUCGAAACUAACCUCAACCUGACCAGCCAGGAUGAUGCCAGUAUAUCAGAAAUGGCUUCAGAGACUCAAGAUAGAAAUGCAAACAGCCACGGGAUUCAAUUUUCAAAUUCACUGUCUGGUGCUAUAACUGCUGAAAAUGGAAAUUCUCUCUCCAACGGUCUCGCUGAGGAGGACGGGUACUCGCGGGUGUGUGUGAGCGGCACAGGGACCUCGACGUUCCAGAGACACCGGGAGAGUCACAGCACUCAGGUCAUCCACCAGCUGCGGCUCUCAGAGAACGAGAGUGCGGCCCUGCAAGAGCUGCUGGACUGGAGGCGGAAGCUCUGCGAGGAGCAAGACUGGCAGCAGGCCCUGGAGCCCCCCGAGCCCCGCGCACCCCCGCCACUGCCCUGCAAGAAGCCCACCCUGCUGAAGAAGCCGGAAGGGGCCCCCUGCAGCCGCCUGCCCCCCAAGCUCUGGGACACCACCAGCUAGGGGCCUGGGCUGCAGACACAGGACACAGUACACUGAUCCCGUCCCCCUGCGUCGAUGAUCCUGCGUGCGUGUGUGUGCGUGUAUUCCUUCUCCCCCGUUCUGUGACUUUCAGGCUCCACGUUGAUAGGGCCACGCUCCCCGCAGGUGGGGACAGAAAGGCUGGGCGCGUGAGACAGGAGGGGCAGCGGCAGGGAGCCAUGACGGAGGUCCCACAAGCUCCUGCGCAGGGCUGUUCCCUGGAGCCCGUCCUCGCCCUGGCUCUGUGAUGCGCCUGUGCACAGACUCGUUUAGUUUGUUUCCCCGUAGGUGUUUGAGUUCCGUUUGAAUUUCAACCGAUAAUUAUUUACAAGUGGAUGACGGUGUUUUGUAACUCGACCUGUCGGUGGUGCUCCCUCUCUCUUCCAAAUACAGAUUUCCAAACGCUACUUAUAGUUUUUUUCCUCCACACGUUGUUUGAUUAACCUGAAGGAUCCAGCCCCAGCGGGACCGUGUUGUUGCUUGGCUUUGCAGUGUCACCUUGGGCCGAGCCCCAUGGUGUCUUAGACUUCACUCAUGGUUGGGAACAGCGCUGUCCCUCCACCGGCCUCUGCUUUUGGGUGAGCAGCUUGUGCGGCCCUUAGCAAAACCCCCACUCUGCCCCCCACCCCCCGGCUUCAGCGUAGGCCCCAGGAAGUUUGCGGUGCUCAGCGACACGUGUAUGGCUUCAGGUUCAUCAGUGGUGGUGCAGAAGGUCAUCCGAGGCCGCAGUGUGGGUGCUGCGCCCCAGGCCGGUCCCCGCCAGUGGCCCCAUAUGACCCUCCCGCUGUGUCCCCGCCUUCCUGUCCCCCAGUGGCUCUGCUUCUGCUUCUCUGUGCAUUUCCGUCCCCCGGGGUCCUCAGCAGUGGCUUCAGACCACCUGUCUUGCUACUCAGAACUUUUUAUUCAUAGCAGCCUUUGGAAUACAACU